AUGACAAUCUCAAUAACAAACAACGAUGCAGAUCUUCUAGAAGGAGCUGACAAGGAGUUAAUAUCUUCGGGACCAUUCGAACGCAACUGGCGUGGUAUUAUUAUCGCUCUGCUGGUUAUUGCGGCUAUGUGUUCGCUUAUCAUCGCCACUGCACUUCUUAUCACUCCGUCCACUCUUAGUGGGACGAUCAAAGGUACGCCGCUAACGUUAACAGAUAUUUUGUAUAAUACAUUGUUGAGUCCAAUAGAGACAAUCGAAUGGAUGGACGAUAACCAAAUUGUACUUCGAGCUAUAAAUUCAAUUAGAAUAGUCAACACUUCUUCAUUACCGAUUACUUCUUAUCUCUAUACCAAGGAUGACAUCCUGGGCAGACAAGGACAUAUUAACCAAUUCAUUUUCUCGCAUGAUUCUUCCUAUAUCGCCAUCUCAUAUGAUAACAAGAGGAGUGGUAACGCUAUGACUUAUCUAAUUUAUUCCAUUCAAUCUGAAACAUUUGCAUCGGUUGGACCGGAAGGAAUGGGUGAUGAGUUGUUGCAACAAUUUGUUUGGAAUCCAGCAUCAAACGAUUUCGCAUUCGUACACCAAAAUGAUAUUUAUUACAGCGAAGGACCUGAUGGCAGCCAUUUACACCGGAUUACCCGAGAUAAUAACACAUUGGUAUAUAAUGGUAUUACGGACUGGAUUUAUGAGGAAGAGAUUUUCAACAGUAAUGUAGGUUUAUGGUGGUCAAAAUCAGGGCGGUAUUUGGCUUUCAUCAAGAUUGACGAUCGUAGGGUUCCACUAAUACAGUAUCCGCUAUUCGGACAGCAGCAGUAUCCGGCGAUGAACAAGAUACCUUAUCCAAAAACUGGUGUCAAACACUUACCUGAAAUUACGAUCAAUAUUUGGGAUAAGGAAAGUAAAAUAUCUCGAAAAAUGGACAUUGUUCUUGGGCGGAAAAGUUUAACAACUUACUUAUUCUCAGUUUCCUGGAUAUCGCUGUAUAAUGAAGAUCUUUUGAUAGCUGUAUUUGCUAACAGAUACCAAAAUGUUAUAUCAAUUACAAUUUGUACUUUCGACUCCGGAAUAUGCGUCCUGAAUUUCAAUCAGUACUAUACUAUUGCUGGACAUAAAUUGUGGGCUGAACCGGAAAAUUUUCGGAUUCGACACUUUUCUAAUGAUUCGUACUUCAUCACUUUACCUGGACAUACUGCAUCCGGUGAAAUAUUCACCCAAGUUGCUCGAGUAUCUGUACCUAGAAGUUACACAAACGGAAGAGUGACAUUUCUUACAUGGAGUGAUUAUGAUGUGACAUCGAUCAUUGGUUACAAUCAGAAGACAAAACUUGUGUACUUUAUGGCUGCAUCACCACUACCAUCACAAAGGCAUAUGUACACGGCUUCAUAUCAUACCAAAAAGAACAAUCCAGCAAAAUGCGUGACAUGUGGUGUUGCACCGGAUUGUACAUUCCAGGAUGUGAUACUUUCGAGCAAUUUAGAUAAAUACAUUCUGAGUUGUCGUGGCCCAGGCACACCUCGAGCAUACUUAUCAUCUAUUUCCUCCAAUAACUCAUUGGGUGAAGAGUUGACAGAAUGGAAGAAUCUAGAACAAAAGUACAACGAAAAAGCUCUCGCUACAACACGAUAUGAAAAUAUUACUUUACGUAAUGGAUAUGUAGCAAUCGUAAAGAUGCUAUUACCGCCAGGUUUUGAUCAAGCAGCUAUCGAUAUCAAAUAUCCUGUCAUUGUUUCUGUGUAUACUGGGCCAGGUUCACAAAAGGUUACUGAAGAGAUAACACCAAACACAUUGGAUAUGUUUCUAGCAUCCAGUGCAAAGUACAUUGUUAUUUACAUUGAUGGUCGUGGAUCCGGUAUGAGAGGGUGGAAAUACAAAGAACCAGUAUAUGGCCAUUUAGGGACGGUGGAAAUUGAUGAUCAAAUUGAGGCGGUAAAGAUCUUAGCUUCUAAACAUCGAUUUAUUGAUUCUAUGCAUAUUGCAAUUUGGGGAUGGUCUUAUGGUGGAUUUGUCUCAGCGCAUGUGGUCGAGCGUGACGCAAGUCAUUUGUUCAAAUGUGCUGUGAGUAUUGCACCUGUUACGGAUUUCAAGUUAUAUGAUGCCACAUACACGGAACGUUAUAUGGGUAAUGCAAGUGAACUUGCAUAUGAACAAGCCAAUCUUAUCAGAAAUGUUAGCAUGUUCAAAGAAGUGCAGUUUCUGCUCGUACAUGGAAUGUCUGAUGAUAACGUCCAUUUGCAAAAUUCUGCGCAACUGAUAAGAGCGCUGGGUGAAGAAAAUAUACAAUUCCAACUUAUGGUAUAUCCAGAUGCAAGCCAUAGCCUAGUUUGGGCCCGUCUACAUCUAUUCACUAUGUUGGUGGAUUUUUUUGAGAAAUGCUUUCAGCAUUAA
Brugia malayi is the source of this 2385-nucleotide messenger RNA. RefSeq lists its product as uncharacterized. The record is from RefSeq and is a predicted model, not a curated record. Gene Ontology annotation, molecular function: serine-type peptidase activity; dipeptidyl-peptidase activity. The coding region runs from base 1 to 2385 and encodes 794 amino acids. Gene Ontology annotation, biological process: proteolysis. The transcript is spliced from 21 exons. NCBI's taxonomy places the organism in Eukaryota, Metazoa, Nematoda, Chromadorea, Rhabditida, Onchocercidae.